AUGGGGCGUAUGCAUAGUAGCGGUAAGGGUAUAUCCUCUUCCGCUUUGCCGUACAGGCGAACUUCUCCUAGCUGGCUCAAGAUCUCUUCACAAGAUGUUGAUGAAAAUAUUUGCAAGUUCGCUAAGAAGGGUUUGACUCCUUCUCAGAUCGGUGUUAUUCUCCGUGAUUCUCAUGGUAUUGCUCAGGUCAAGAGUGUUACCGGUAGCAAAAUCCUCCGCAUUCUCAAAGCUCAUGGACUUGCUCCUGAGAUUCCCGAGGAUCUAUACCAUUUGAUCAAGAAGGCAGUUUCAAUUCGCAAGCAUUUGGAGAGGAACAGGAAGGACAAGGACUCUAAGUUCAGGCUCAUUCUUGUUGAGAGCAGAAUCCAUAGGCUUGCUCGCUAUUACAAGAAAACUAAGAAGCUUCCCCCUGUGUGGAAAUAUGAAUCAACAACUGCCAGCACUCUAGUUGCUUAA
Messenger RNA from Vicia faba (fava bean), 456 nucleotides. Lineage: Eukaryota; Viridiplantae; Streptophyta; Magnoliopsida; Fabales; Fabaceae. The record is from the annotation of a GenBank genome assembly.